AUGCUGAAAGUAUUCCGCUUGCUUACUGGUGUAACAGAANGAAACGGGAAGGGUCUGAUUGCUGGAGCUUGUAUCGGCAUCCUGGCUGCUGCAAUCGUCGUCUUCACUAUCGUCCAUUUCUUGAUCAAGCUGCGCGAGUGGAUCACCGAGACCAAACUUGGGCUCUACGGAAACUUGUCUACCCGUAAUGGCAGAUUGAUCAAGAGCCAGACCCACGAGACUGUUGAGCUGAACAACAUCAGAACUAAGGAUUCCGCAGUCUAG
This is a messenger RNA of Aureobasidium vineae, 264 nucleotides long. Lineage: Eukaryota; Fungi; Ascomycota; Dothideomycetes; Dothideales; Saccotheciaceae. The record is from the annotation of a GenBank genome assembly.